GGAGAACAGAGGAAGAAAUGAGCUCAGAUGGACUCAGAAAUUCACCUGCCUGCUGAACCCACGGCUGCUUGGGUGGAAAAUGGACACAAACAGCAGUCUGUUUACUCCAGUGCACCCCCUCCUCUUCCUCAUCCCCCCAUCCUGUUUACCUGCUUGGAGGCUUUCAAGGGAGCUCUGUUCAUUAUGAGGAAAAGGGCUCCUCGUGGCAGCGUGUGAAGCCGGGAGGCAGAUGCCUAAACUCUCUGAAAAGAAACUCUGUGCUGAUUCUGAAUGCAGUCAUCCCAUUUUGAUAGCUCGUGCACUGCAGGACUUCUACCCUGGAGACUGCAGGUUCAUCCCCAUUCGACAAGGGCAGCUCGUCUAUGUUUAUGCAAUGCUAAAAGGCAGAGGCAACCUGUUCUGGGCUGGCAGCGUACAGGACUCGUACUACGGGGAGCAGGAGGCUCGCAUCGGCCACUUCCCCAGCAGCGUGGUGGAGGAGACGCACGCUCUCACACCAGCUAGCACUGAAGUAAAAACAACUAAAUGGGACUUUUACUGCAACUGAUGCUGCGUCCAAUGAUCAACAUCAGGGAGAAGCUUGUUAUUGAAGCGUAGCUCUUCGAUGCCUUCAUAGAAAUAUAGCAAUGAAAUGAGAAAAGAAAAAACAUCUGUUGGCCUGCAUGAUCACCAGAGCAGCGGUAUUCUAAAAAUGUGUCAAAAAUAUUUGCUUUGAUUAUGUGGUUAAUCUUUCUUUGAUACAUUAUUGUUGAUUUCAAAUUAGCUUCACAUGUAAUAAAGGGCUCAGCUGAAGCAGAUCUGA
Nothobranchius furzeri (turquoise killifish) is the source of this 802-nucleotide messenger RNA. RefSeq names its product MIA SH3 domain containing (gene mia). The record is from RefSeq and is a predicted model, not a curated record. Gene Ontology annotation, biological process: extracellular matrix organization. Lineage: Eukaryota; Metazoa; Chordata; Actinopteri; Cyprinodontiformes; Nothobranchiidae. Gene Ontology annotation, molecular function: protein binding.